Messenger RNA from Penicillium daleae, 339 nucleotides. RefSeq lists its product as uncharacterized. NCBI's taxonomy places the organism in Eukaryota, Fungi, Ascomycota, Eurotiomycetes, Eurotiales, Aspergillaceae. The record is from RefSeq and is a predicted model, not a curated record. The transcript has a single exon. Bases 1 to 339 code for a protein of 112 amino acids.
AUGCUUCUUGCAAGCUUUAUCAAUGCUAGUACGAUCACGUGUCCUAGUGGUCCCGGCGGGAAAGCGCUCUAUCUCCAAACAAAUGAACAGCAAAACUCCAUGAUUUCUAUCCCAAUCGGAAAUGAUGGCAAGCUCUAUGGUGGAAUUGCUACCUUGACCGGCGGCCUAGGCGGUGAUAGUAUCGAUAAGAUGACGCAUAUGCCUGCUGGCCCUGAUGCUCUUUCAUCCCAAGGCUCCGUCUUUGCCAUCGAUGAUGUGAGUGCUUUUGUAAUGUCUUUAGUGCAGUCUCAGGCUCACGCCGGCUUUGUAGCUCGUCUUCGUGGUGAACGCAGGAUCUAA